This is a messenger RNA of Symbiodinium natans, 765 nucleotides long. Lineage: Eukaryota; Dinophyceae; Suessiales; Symbiodiniaceae. The record is from the annotation of a GenBank genome assembly.
AUGGAUGUGCUUGCACAAGGCGGCGGCCAGCAUGGCCCGAGCGCAUCCCACAGGCACACUACCGGCCUGCUUGCCUGCGCCGUGGCCGGAGCCUUCCAAAGCUUAUCGGCGGUGGAAGCACAGCCGUUCCCAGCCAUCCGCUGUCGGGGCAUACCCAUUGUGUACCAGAACAUUACCAUCGGUAAUCCUAACAAGACGAAGCUCCAGAUGUGCACCCCAGAAGUGCUGGUUCUGGAAGGAGUUAGCCUGGGUUUGUACACUCAGUUUCAGAGGGAUCACGUGCUCGGCACCGUGCCCUAUCGAUGGGAGAAGGGUCACUCUGAGGCUAGACUUGUCGCUGUCACAUUUGAGGAACUUGAGAUUGUGGUGUUGGAGGAUGAGCGAUUGCAUGACGCAGGUAUGAGUGGUGAACAAAAGGCAGCAAUGGUCAAGAAGAAGCUCGGAAUACUUGAAGAAGAGCCACUUUUGGAAGCAUUGGGAAAGCGCAGACAAGUGGCGUUGGUGCGGGAAACUGAAUCGGAAUGGGAACUCAUCAUUCCACACGACUUGUUGCCCACUUUGCCAUUCCAAGAACGCGGCAUUGCUCGCUUCCGACGCCACCCACAGAUGCCCGUGAUUUCGCAUUGGACUCGUGAGAUGUCCGACAUGUCCGGCGACAUGUCAGACAUGCCAUGGCAGUCGGGAGACGACUUGAGUCAGCUCGAAUCCUUUCUGCCAGAUCUGGACAUGUCUUGGUUAGAUGGCCUGCAAAGAGACUCCCAAUAA